AUGUCGAAAGACCCAUAUAAAGUUGUUUGUGACUCUAAAGAAGCUACUCCGUAUCAGGAAACUUUCGCUGAGCAUCAACUGAGCCUCUGCCUCAUCCUGUGAGGAUGGCUUUCACAGUUCAGAAUCACCUUUUUUUAGUGUGAUUCAGAAUUCAAACGACUCAUUUGAAGUUUUUUCCGUGACCCUAAAGACGCCUACUCCGUAUCACGAAACUUCCGCUGAGCAUCAACUCGGUCCCUGGUCUCCCUUCAACUCGGCAACAUUCGAAAAACAACGUCGAAUGUGUUUUAUCGCAUGGGAAGAUCUGGUGCCAGGAGCCGCGACUCAGGCUUCUCCUCCCCAUUGGAAAAUCGACCCACGACGAUUUGGAACGAAGGAAGGAAGGAAGGAAAACAAACUGGAAGGAAACAAAAGCACAGGAGGAACCCCGUGGCACCGACCAUUUUUCCGUGUUUUGUUUACCGGGGUUUUCACUCCGGUGGUACCAUGCGUUCUAAUGGCUUUUGUUUGGUUUGCGGUUUGA
This is a messenger RNA of Caenorhabditis auriculariae, 523 nucleotides long. The record is from the annotation of a GenBank genome assembly. Lineage: Eukaryota; Metazoa; Nematoda; Chromadorea; Rhabditida; Rhabditidae.